AUUUCUGUGUCAGCUGUGUACAAUACUUGAUUGUGUACUUUGAAGCAGAAAAUUCCCAGAACAAUGAGGUAAGCUAUGUCAGUUUCAUUUAUUUUCACGCCAACUUUAACAACUUACGCGAAAUCAUAUUCUGCACGACUGAGUGUGAUUUUGAGCUCUCAACUUUGAACUGGAUAUCACUUUACCACUCAGCUGAACUUAGUUAUAGUUAACUUGCUUGCCAAUGUUGUAGUACCACAGUGAGUACAGCUGUUGUAAAACAGGGGUUCUGAACUGACACCAUUUUGCCUAGUAGCUGUCGUUGAGGACUUACCCUGAAGAAUAUACAGUCGAACACCGACAACUCGAUGGCUAAUCAUUUUGCCGUUUCCGAGGAAAUAAGUUAGAUUGCACUGUACCAUACUGAAGGACUGAAAAGUCAGUAAUCACUAUCUUUAACAUGGCAAAUUGAAUUUUGGAAUCCACCCCGAUAACUCGAACCCUCGCUAACUCAAAGCGCUUUUUGUUUCCCUUCAGAGUUCGAGUUACCGUGGUUCUUCUUUAUUGCAUUCACGCCUGAAGUCUUCCAGGUUCUACUGUAUUGCAUUUCACACAUGAAAUCUUCCAUAAGUUGUGGGUCAUCCCCUGAAGAAUUUCUCAAGUUUUUUUUUUCUAUAAAGAGUUGCAUGAAUUCUCUAUUACCCUUUGGUGUGGUUGUUCAAAAGAUGGAUAACACCAUAGUUAAUAGAGUGGAAUGGUUAUGAAGCCGGUCAGACUCUUUUGUUAUACAGGGCUUCUAAUGAAGAUUUCCUUGAAAAUUAAGGUUUCACUCCAAAGAAAUUCCUACCAAUUUGUUUGCACUUCCCCUGAUAAAAUCCUCCUUGCUUUUAAAUUACCCCUGAAGAAUUCAGAAUUGUUCUAAACCUGGGGGAUGCUAAAUUGAUGCAUAUUUCCUGUUUAAAUGGUAGUUGAAAAGUCCUGCCACCUUAAACCUUCACUUAGCUUUAUUAAGACUGUAUCAUGUCUUGUGGUGAUAUUAUUAUUUUUAUGGCAUGUACUUUAAAAGUUUGCUCUAUUCAAAACCACUAAGACAUACAAAACCAGUUUUUUUCGACAAGGCUUAAAUAUUGUUCUUACAAAAUGUAAUUCUUUUUCAUCCUGAUGAUCACAUAUUUCUUUGCACUUGAAACCUAAAAAAGGAAACUGAGAAUUUCAAGAACAAUGAGGUUGAACCAUAUUUCUGCAACCAGUAUUGUGAUUAAAUUAUUCAAGUUUUAAUUGAUGUGGAAUUUAUCUGACUGGUAAUUGUACACCUUACAUUUUAGAUCUCACAUUGAUCUCAACAUACUAUAGUCUUGAUAGUGAUGUGUGAAAACUCAAAAAAACCAAAUGAAAGUGGAAAACAUUUGACGAUUGACGAGAAAGCUGCUGCCAACUUUGUAGACUGUUCCAAAUUAUCUGGUGAAAGCCCUGUUCAAAUAAGUGAACGUACUAGGGCCCUUAGUAAUGACGUGUGGGAGACAUUCUUUGAUGCUGAUGGCAGAGUGGUGAACGAAUCAGCUCUCAGGAAAGCAGUAUUCAAAGGUAUCAUAUAAUGUCAUGAAAGAUACCGUAAAAUUCCGAAAAUAAGCCCUGGGGCUUAUAUUUUUCAAAGGCCCUUUUUGAGGGGCUUAUUUUUGUAGAGGCUUAUAUUCAGGGGGGCUUAUCAAUGGAGGGAAAUUUGUGUUUCAAAAUCGAUUAGGCUCGCCUUUUAGUUGGAACGAAAUUUACCGGUUUUGCUUUGUUUUACCUUGUAUUUGAGGGCAAUUUCCAAGUACAAGCCCCUGGGGGCUUAUAUUUGGAGGGGUGAUUUAACGGCGGGUUUUUUGCAUUACUAGUUUGGGGGGCUUAUACAUGGAGGGGCUUAUUUUCAGAAUUUUACGGUAUUAAUCACUGUGGAUAAUGCAUAUAAAGGGUUUAGUUUUAUCAUUUGUCUCACAAUUGUCACUUUGAUAUUGAUCGCGACAUUUCGACUGCACAUUGCAGGUCUUCGUCAGGUGAAAGUGUCAGUUUACUGAGUCGAACUAUUUGUAUCACUGUGGUUGUUAGUGAUUUGUGUAUCACAAACCUGACACUCAUGGUUGGUGGGUUUUGAUCCAAGACAUUGUUGGCAUUUUCUUUGUCUCUCAAUGCCAACAAUGCUUUGGAUCAAAACCCACCAACCAUGAACAAGGAUUGUGAUACACCAAUCACUAAUAAACACGGUGAUACAAAUAGUUUGCAUCUGUUUAGUGCCCCCGUGGCACACACUUUGUAUUGAAAUGUCUUGUUGCCAUCUGGCUGUAAACUUGUAAGUGGGGGUCCUGUGCAGUAACAUAAAUUUACUUUUGUGUUUUUUGAAAUUAUAUUUUAGGUGGAAUUGAUUACAGGAUUAGAAAGGAAGUGUGGAGUUUUUUGUUUGGAUUAUAUCCAUUUUCGUCCACAAGGAGGUACUGUAUUAAACAUCAUACUACACUGUGCAAUAUCAUUUCAUUUCUAAAUUUCAGCUUUUUUACCGACAUGUACAUGUAAAUUACUAAGGACCUAAGACUAAGAAAAUUUUAAAGGCUGCCGUGACAAAAAGAGCGCUGUCAAUGAGAUAAAAUUAGUGUUUUCUUCAUUUUCUCUGUCCAUUCAAUAGUACUUUGUAAUACAAGUCAUGUAAAUUCAACUAGCCAUGAUUAUUACGGUACUAAUACACAAAUAUUUGAUUUAAUUCUAGAGAAAGAGAAGCCCUUUCUGCUGAGAAUGAUGCCCGAUACCAAGCUUUGAAAAUGAGAUGGAAAGAACUUGUACAGACAUUCGAGCCCCCAGUUAAUCCAGACAUCCCUGAAUCAAUACCUUUAUACUUACGUGAAUGUCAGAGCUGUAACGCUGAACUCAAUGAACUAAAUGCUCAAGGAAACCAUGAACAAGAAGUUCCACUGGUAGGAGAGGAUCGAGUUGUGUUUCUGACUUUGACAGCAAAGGUUUGUUUGAUAUCUGGUUAUUAGGUAUGUUUUGAACAGUGUUCCAUGUGUUGCACUUCAUAUGUGAGCUUUGUCCGUAUUCACCAAAGUCAGGGUUCCUUCCGUGAGUCUGCUGGUUCUAAACUUACAUGAACAUGUAGUUUAUUAAUAUAUAGAUUUAGCCAGGGCUAAAAGCGAAGCUCCCGUUAAUAAAUUCAUAAUUUAAAUGAAACAAUAAACUUGCAAUCCACAGAUCAGGGUACAUUCAUGUGACUUUUGAGGCAAAGGCUAAGUGAUUUUAGAGAAAAAUAAUUUGACAGUCCAGGAGUGAAACAAACUUUACAUUGAGUUAGUAGUCUUAUUUGUACACCCAAAAAUAGCAAUCAUGUUCGAUCACAGUAGAUUAGGCCUGGAAAGUGUAUUGUAUUUGCAUUAGCUGUUGCAUCAUAAUGUGGCAUUCACCAGUCUCUCCAACAUUGCUCCGUUUGAGAGACUAAUAAUUGGACAACCCUGAAAUAUAAUACUAUGAAGGAACGGUGAAGCAGACUAUUUUUCCCGAAACUUCGUGUACACAUUAAGGACAACAACAACUUGCCACAUGAUAAGUUUCAUCGAUUUUUAUUUCCAUUUUCUAGCAAAUUUCCAGACCUAAACUUCGCCACAUAUGUUCUCUAUAUUUAACCAUGUUAUGAAAUCCGAACGUGGCACUAACAGUGAGCCUGGGUUACCUGUGAUCAAAGCACGCCCUUCCUUUGCACAACAAAUUAUAGCAUUGAGCACAUUAUAAAACGUUUUCAUGAAGAGAAUUCCAUAAUGCCGGGACUUUUCAGUUAGAAAAAUCUGUUCCUAUGUGAUAUGCAGUUUAAUAAUUAUGGGCUUUUAGUGAAAACGAUGAAAAAAAUUCCCAAAAUCACCUUUUCGGCCAGCCGGACGGGUUCUCACUUUUGACAGGCACCAAAUUUGCAGUGCGAUUAAAAGAGUUACGCUUCAACAUGAUAGAGAUUUUGUUAUGUUUAGGUUUUAUUUCCCUGUAUUUGUAAAACUGUUUAUGGUCUUGUUAUGUGUAAUCUUUAAAAGCUAGUGAUUAUUUACGCGCUGCGUUUUGAGUAUUCCUGCAUGCGAUGUUUAUGUUCGACUCGAAACAACCGGUGCAGCGAUAAAAAUUGCGAGAGGGACUACUAACAAUCAAUAAAAUAAAUAUAAUUCGGUGAAACAUGUACAGAGACAAUAAUUUUCAUUCACGAAGACAACUAUUGAGAGUAAAGUGUCUCUGAAAAUCAUGAGUCAGGUAAGCAUAUAAAGCUUAUUUAUGUUUUAAGCCGGCUUCCCGGUGUCUGCUCUUUUGCAAGAUGAACUCGAGGCAAGAAAAUCGCUCAGAGCUUUCUGUUUACAGCCAAAAUCAUAACUAAAUAUUCUUCGGAACCUUUUCUUUGAAUUUGCGGUCAAAAGACGUCUAAAGGAUUUUUAAACCUGAUACUAUUGUAGGUUAGAUCAUUGCUCGUGUAUAAACUUAAGCCGCAUAAACAAUACGCUCGACGUCAGGAAACCGAAAAAAAAAACACACAUCAAAGACAAUAAUUGCUCAGGCUUACCAGUCGAGAUGCUGCUUCUGAAGGUCAUCAAGUGUUCCAGAAUCGCUUGAGACUUUUCAACCCUCUUACGCCUCAAGCAAGGGCAAGUGAGUAGGCUCAUUUUUGAAAACGAUGCCAUCCGAAAUCGGAUUUCCAAAGACUUUGACAAGCGGUGCAUUUGUCAAUAAAAGCGCAAUAAACAAACCAGCCAUGAAUUACAGAACAAUCUUGAUAGCAGCUGUAUUUCAUUUUGUACAGCAAGUGGAAAAAGACAAUUAAAAACAUCACAAGUUGACACAAAACUCUGUCAGCUUCAGUUGUCAAAGUAAACAAUUUUCCAGACGCUGCAUAAAUUUUCCGCAUGAACUCACCUGUCAAAUUUUGACCAAUCAGAACACAAAAAUUGGACUUAGAGCGUGAUCAACGCGUGACAGUGAGAAAAGUAAAAAACGAUUGCCUUCCCUGCAUGUAAAAGCCGGUUGAAUUUUCGCGUCCGAGGUCAGUUCGAAAUCAAAAUUUUAAAAGUGCGGCUCAUGAACACGACUUAUUUUAUAUGCAUUUUAAAAAAAUUGAACUUGAGCCUGCGAUCAUUUGAAAAGUAGCAACUUGUCAGCGGAUAACUUCAAAAAACAAUCAAACUCAGUGGGUCGAUACCUGAGCCGGCGAUACGGUCAGGCGAUACUGGUCAGCAGAAACACUAUUUUGACAGCUGUCAUUUAAUCAAAACAUGGAUGUACAAUAUCAGGUUGCAGGCUCCCAAACUAGCUAGAAAGUGUGAGUUAAACAUUGGUAUGCCUGUGGUGCGGACGGACGGAAGGUCGGGUGGUCGAUGUAGGUCACGUGAUUGCCGAAUUUUCUAGGAUAGAUAGAUUUUCUAAGCUAUGGGUGACCUCAAUGGAUAGAAAAAUGAGCCCGCAAUACAUUCAGGUGAUGAUGGUCAGCGUAUACUCUAGUUUGACAGCUGUCAAUUAACCUUCAUUAGAAUGGCGAAUAUUCGAAUUAACAGACUACGAGUGUGAGUAAGACAUAUCCGUCCGGCUUGUAGUGGAAAAUGACAGAUCGUGUACCUGAGCGAACCUGAGCCCAAGUUAAUCUAUGCACAUAUCCCAUUUUGACAGCUGUCAAUUGACCGUAAUUUGGCUUGCCAAUAUAACUUUAAACGACUGUCAGCCGACUGACAGCCCAGCCCGGGGUAGUUUCGUUUUUAUGUUGAAUUGGUAAGUGUGACAUAUUAUAUCAGCUUAUAUGUAAGGUAAGGUAAGGUAAGGUAACUUUAUUUAAACACGGUAUUUCCUUCAGGUAUACAUUUACAUCGAAGUAUAGAAAAACUAACUUCCUAACUAAUCUAAAAUCUAAGAUAAAAACUAAAAUAAUAAAGAUGAAAAGAAAACACCUGCUUUUCAAGGAGGCCGUGUGUAAAAACAGAAAAUCGCUAAUUAAAUUAUUUGUCAAUCGAAAUUUACGUCUCUUAAUUUUCCCUUCAAUAUACUAGGGGAUGUCAAUUGCCGCACCUCCAGAGGCAAGCCGUUCCAUAACACACUUCCGCUGUAAGAAAGACUUCUUUUAUAAAAUUCAGUACGGGGUUGUGGAACAGCGAGCUUGUAUUCAUUCUCUCUAAGAUUAUAACUGGUUAAAUCGCAGCGACGAACAAAACGCGAAGUCAGAUAUAUGUAGGGGCAAAACGACUGAUCUUUGAUCUGAGCCCGCGAGAUGGUCAUGUGAUAAUUGUCAGCGGAUGUCUGUUUUUGACAGCUGUCAAUCUAAUCGUACUCAUACGGAUGGCUUACAAAACUGAAAGGCUAGUCAAGUUGUGCAAGAUCUAUUGUGACAUUUGACAUCGGCUUACAUGAAGUGUGUGUACGGGUGGGCGUACUCUACGUCAUAACCAAAUUUUCUCGGAUGGAUAGUUUACCAAAUUUUGUUACCCAUGGUGCUCCGCUGCGCGCGCUUCGCGCGCGGGAGCUCCGCUAUUAUUUAAUAGCUAAAUGUAACAGCAAGAAGCAAAUCACCUUUGAAUCUCAUUUUUCAUGUCAGACAAGAAUUGGGUCAUUGUGACUGAAAUUUUAAUCAAUGAUGCAUUUCCAUCAUCAUGGCCUUUGUGUUUUUGUUAUUUUGUUGUUGGUUCUUCUGACGGAAAAUCUUGCUCCUUAUACCUUAUUAAAGUGCUGGAACAACUAUAUUAGUUGUUAAAAGGCUUCAAACACUUACAAAAUGCAGUGCCGGGUAAGCACUUUUAUGUGGGUGGAGAUGCACCUGAGACAUCCCUUUUUCUUCUUUUUAAAUACAAUAAAUUUUGUAAAUCAAGGUGAAGCAUUGCACUUAGAGGGUUACGUAAUAAAAGUGCCUUGCCCACUGAAAGCAAUACAUGAAUGACACAGCCAAGACUUGAACCUAGACCUCUUGAUACAGAGUCCAGCAUACUUAAACAGGCUGUACCUUCAUGUCCAUGGAGUUAUGUUCAUUAUUCCUUAUUCCAUUCCUGUAUAUGUACAUUAUUUCCUUUAAAACUGGUUUAUUGAACAAAUUUAUCAUAACAUUCUUGUAUAGUGUAUUUAACAAGUAGCCAUUAAGUAAGUCAGCCACAAAAAUGAACUGACUCAAAUGUUUGCUUCAGUUUCAUGCCCAUCGACAACCAGUGGACAUGGUUAAGUUGCGUCAGUCAAUUAGGGUUAUAGAUAAAGAUGUGCCUAGGACAGACAGAGGUCAAGUUUAUUUUGAGUGAGUAAACUUUCUCCUAUUUUUUAGUCAUGAAUAACAAAUUUCUUAUGUUAUUAUGUGAUAAAAAAGAAGCCAUUGACAGAGUCUGGUCUUAGCAAGGUUAAAACAAGACUGCAGUAGUAACUUUAAUCUCUAGUUAGUGGUUGAAACUUGGUUUUUAGCCAAAGGCAGUUACAGCCAAAAUUUACCAGAUAUGCACGUUAAAUGAAAGGAGACACACUGAUUUCUUUUGUAUUUUCCUUUUCUUUUUUAAUUUAACGAUUUUUAAGUGAACAUUUUAUCCAUUUCUUCCAAGGUGCACAACUUGUGUAAUGUACCUAUAAAACUAAUUAUAGAACUGUGUGACAGAUUUGUGCAUAUUACUAAACACAUUGUGUAGUAGAUUCUUGUUUGGUUGAACUAAGGAAAGGCGGCUAUAUAUCUAAUAAAUUCAAAAAAGGCUGCUUUGUCAAUGGGUCAUUGCUAAUUGUGCAUUGGGCAUUUGGAUAUACAGAACUCGCUGCAAUAAUUUGCCUUGGAGCAACCGCCUAACAAUGGGUUCUGAGUGCGCAGUUGCCGAAUGCCUAAAAUGAACCCGGCGUUUUUAAAUCAGGCAAUUUUAAAUAGCUUUAAUUUGUCAUACAAUGUAAUCACUUUGUUGUGCGAACUUUAAACAUGAUGUUUCUUAUAGGGGAAAGGGAAAUCAGAAUCUCCUUGUUCUGAGGGAUAUUUUAAUCACAUAUAGUGCAUAUCAUCAAGGUACAUAAUUCAAACACAUAAGUAAUAUAUUAUUAUAGCGCUUAUUUCUCCAGUACUUCGGCCCAGUAUACUCACUUAGCUACGGAAAGCUGAGAGCAAUAUCUAUCAUGCAUAUUUUGAUAUGUAUGAACAUGCCUUGUGUUCUGAAUAAACUGGGUUGUCACUAGGGGUUGGGGGAUUUCCCCCGGGUAUUUAAUAGAGACCUUUAGAUUCGAGGACGAAAGCAACUGCGAGUACGAGAUUUAAUUUAAAGUUUUCGCGUAUUUUAAAAAAAUAGACACCCCGGAAUUCUUCAUUGUACUUUUUUUCACCAGAAAAGUUAGCACUGUUUUCUUUAUUGGAUGAGGUUAAGCCCUCUCCCGAUCACAAAAUGAUCAAACUUCUAACUCGUGGUAGAAUGACGAUGGCCAUCACAUUUUCCCGCCAAAAUGACGUUGGUUCGCUCGAACACUACUUAGCAUUGGGAAAAUGUUGUUCUCGUGGUCGUCCUCGUCUUAGAAUCUAAAGCUCUCUACUGUGAGAUUGACCCUUCACUAAUCUCACAUAGGAAAGUAAAAGAAACCUUAAGUUCUUCCAAGCUGUUCAAUUCCCUACCUUAAAAAAAAUCUAAGUCGUGCUUGACAGCCCUGAUAAAGAUGCAAAACAAAAAAAAAAUGUAAUGUUUUUUUUUUCGCCAUGUAUGAACUCAUCAUUUUGUUUCAAUAAAGUGACUGUACUUAAUUUCUUUGCUAGAUGUAGGUUAUGUUCAAGGGAUGAAUGACAUCUUGAGUAGAUUUCUAAUCGUCCUGGGAUCUGAAGCAGAGGCUUACUGGUGUUUUACUAAUUAUAUGGACUCUGUUAAAGGUGACUUCCUGGAUGAUGGAAUGCUGAAUAAAAUUGGUACGUAUUAGAUUAUUAACUGACUGGUAACUGUAACCUUGCACUGUUGUAACUGGGUGAAAUUGAUAUCAUGGUCUUACAUUUUAUUCCUCUCACAAACAGGCAAAUCUUUGCUCAGAAAUUUGCAAUUGCGUUUUGAUUCAUUUGAAACUGGUUACUAUAAUUAUAACCUUGCACUGUUGUGAAGACGCGGCCUGGCAUAAUGUUAUUUCCUUUAUUGCUCUUUCCAAAAGGUAAAUGUUUGCUAAAUCCACUGUGCAUUUUAAUACUAAAACACCAUCAACAAUAUCAAAAUAUGACUAUACGUUGUAAACGUAAUUGCGAGAAGCUGCUAGUUAUCAUUAGUUAACUUAUAUUGUAUAUUUUUUGGAUACUUUUUCGACUUUUAACAAAAAGGGGAAGAGUGUUUAUAAAGGAUUAAAUAAAAGCAUUUAUGAUUUUCGCUUCUCUUGCAGAACAUGUUAGAUUGUUGCUAAGAAAAAUGGACGAACAUCUUUACAAUCACUUUGAAGCUCAUGACAUGGGUGACAUGCUGUUUGUUCACAGGUGCAUUUAUAAAUAUUGGCCCCGUGAAUCGUAAUAAGGACCUUGAGAUGCGAAGACGAGGGCGAGUACGAGAUUUGACUUAACGUUUUUUCGCGUAUUCUCUAAGUCAAGACUUCCCGGAAAGCGUUAGCACUGUUAACUUUAGUGACCGAGAUUACGCACUCUCCCGAUCGCAAAAAGAUAAAACUUCUAACUUUUGAUAUCUUGUUUUUCCCACCACGACAUUCGCGCUAAAACUCGUAGUAGAAUGACGACGGCUACCACGUUUUCCCGCCAAAAUGUUGUUGGUUCACGCGGGAGUACUACGUUGUACUGAGAAAAUUUCGUACUCGUCUUAGAAUCUAAAGGUCUCUAGUGAUGAACGGUGUUGACUCGUAGGGACAAAACACUUCUCGGCAGAGUGACAGAAUAAAAUAGCCAGAGGAAAUGGUCGAAUAAUUUAUUUGAUAAGACGUUUUCAUGAAACGAAAUUCCAUGCAUGUAAGUGUGUCCUUUUCAUCUAUCGCUGCUUCCGAGCCUGUGAAAAGUUUGAAAAUCGAAUCUGAGGUACAUGUAGGGCCUCGAACCUCGUUUUCACGAUUUAGUGUAUGUAAAAAGGAUAUGAACGAGGGUGAAGCCAGUGCAUACUCUGCCAUGCCAAAUGGGGAUACUUUGCCUUGGGUUUUCCUAAUUUGUUCGUUAUAUUAUAAUCACUUUUUUUUUUUUUUUUGGAAGGUGGCUUGUUUUGACUUUUAAAAGAGAGUUUCCAUUUGAGGACGCGCUAACCAUGUUUGAGAUUAUAAGUAGCCAGCAUCUUGAAUUGUCUUCAAUGGAAGCUGAAAGAGAGCGUGAGAGACAAAGAGCUAAAGAACUAGAAAGAGAUGGUUAGUGAGUUUAUUAGUCAUAUAUUCAUCCAAUGAAGUAGGUGUAUUAUUACUUGAGUCUUACCGUGGCCUUUUAUUCCCAGUUUUUGUGAUAAGUGUCCUCUUCCCAAAAAGAGUUACCGUGUUUAUUCGAUUAACCGCCCUGGGCGCUUAUUAAAUUUUCACCAUUUUCAGCAAGUGCAGUAUGUUUAUUCUGCAACAAAAUAGUAACAAAGCAAGGUUACUGUAAAAUACUCUGAAGAAAAGUCCGUCUUCAAGAAAGUCUCUUACUUUUUCGAUUUCAAUUUCAAUCUCAUUGUCACUCAAGUCAAUAAGUGAAUUCUCUGGUGCUGUCCCCUCGAUGUCCGACAUCGUAACGUCGGCAAAUGGGUUCGUUGCCUGAGAAGCAUGGAAUCAAUCAGGAUUUGCAAUUCGUGUAUGGGCGUUUAUUAACUUUUUCUGCCUUUAGGAUGGGCCCUUUUUUUUAAGUGGCGAUCGCGACCCACCCCCUGCUUCCUCGCGCUAGACGUCAAUAAAUCUCACGCGCUUUACAUUUUGAUACGCGCGCUUGACGAUCCCUACAGAGAAUAUAGAGGGUUUAGUAGCCUGAACAUCACGCUUUUCUAGUUUGGAAGUGACGAAAAAGCGGAAAUGGCCUGAGUAUGAGUACAAAUGGCAAAAUCGACUUGAUACAUGUUAGCACGAUAGUUACAAACCUGCCUGUUCAUGUUUAAGUCUUAAUUGUGCUUUUGUUGUUGUUGUUGUUGUUGUUGUUGUUGUUGUAGGAGGGGAAUUUCAUGUUCAAGUUGUAGAUAUGAACACAAACUACUCAUUCGAAGUGUUUGUAUGCCUAGCUGUUUUAAAGGAAUACAAGAAUGAAUUGCUAAAAUCUUCAGAAAUCUCAUCGGUUUACAACACCAUUCACAGGUAACUAAAUGAGUUUGAAUAGUUUGUGAAGGUGCUAUUAUAAUCAUUAUCAUUCUAAAUGCUAUAGGUUUAGCAACGGGACUGAACUUGUAUCCUACAUGCACAAUUAUACUUAUAAUACAACAUUAUUCUUCCCGAAUACCGCCUCUGAGAUUUACUUUCGUAAAUUUGUCCACGUAGACAACGUUAAAAGUCUUGAUAACAAAUGAUUUAAUGACGCGUCCCUCGGGAGACAAGUUAAUUUUGUUUCCGUAAAGGUGAUGUUACCCGGGACGAUUCGCAAUGACGAUUUUAAUCGUAACACAGCGUUGCAACAUUGUUGCGACAUUGUUUUGAAUGCUUACAGCAUUGCUGUUUUUCGCUAAAAAUCGUCGUUGUGAAUCGUCCUCUGUAACUGAAAAAUCACCUUAAAAUCUCAAAAUGUUCCUCGGCUCAGCCUCAGGAAACAUACCCUGCGAGCAGAGGCUACAUUUCGCUGUGUGAGCUGGCGUGCGUAAAGUAGCUAGUUUUCGCACGCCAGCUCAUACCGCGAAAAUGUAGCUUCUGCUCGCAGGGCACAGGAAACGGAGAUUCUCAGGGAGCGAAAUUAACUGUUUCCCUUGGAAACAGUUUCCAAAUGUACAUGUUUAUUGUUCGUCCUUUAUACCCGGGUCUUCAGGGAGUUUAAGUAGUGACGUUUUUGAGCGACUCACGUCGACCGGAAGUAGACUUUUUGCACUCUUGCAACUUGAUUUUGUGCAAAUUUUGGGCAAAUGGUCUCUUUAAGAAUGAAGACACUUAGCAAUACCAAUAAUGGUAGCGUCAAGGCUUAUUAAAAGAGAAAAGGCUCACUUUCGGUUAACGUGCGUCGCUGGGGCUGUGUCACGGCAGUCCGCUUCAUUUUGUUUAAUUUCGCCAAUUACUCGCCCUCAAUCGCUAUAAGCAAAUUAAGCAAAGAAAUUUCAUGUAAAUGACAAAAUCAGAAAUUCGAGACUGACAAAUAUGUCUCGUGAGCAUUAUUUUUGAAGUUGCAAACAGCAGAGAUCAACUUUGAAAAACUGUUAGGCUGAACAGUUUCCAAAAACCCUGUUUCAAUCCGUUUCAAUCUUCUUCGGUUUUGUCCAUCCGUGGCAUUUGUUGUAUCUGUUGUGUUAUUUUAACCUUCAUUUAAUGUUGUAAGUGGUUACUUUUAUGUUUCUCUUAAUUUAACGAGCAUUUUGUAAUUACCUAAUUUUGCUGAAUUUCGUGACACAGCUCCUUUUUAAGCUCCCUUUCGUUGUACUUAGUCCCUCUGUAAUUGCUUUCCUUGUUAACGUUUGCGCUUUUUUCCUUCUGUUGCAGUUUAUCAAUGAAAAUGGACCUGAAUAUCAUUCUCAUGAGAGCAGAAGAGUUAUUUUUCAAAUACUGCCGUAAAUCUGUUGAAGACUGCUUUCAAGUGGUCGACCUCGAGAAGAUUUCUUGACAUCAGUCGAUGAACUGAUGAUCCCUGAGCUUAAUCCGUCGUUUACCCUAAAAAAAUCAUUUUAUUACCAAAUUCGAAAAAAGAGAAGUUCAUUUGCCCUUUUUUGAAACUGUGUUACACAGUUUUACUUGAUCGAUGAUAACUGCGUUAUCAAACAACAAGCUAAAGGAAUUUUAUAGUUCAAAAGAGUUACAAGACAGAUAUGCUCAUAUCAGAAUGUAUUUUACCUUGAAACAAUGAAGGAACAAUUCACAGCGACAUGUUCGUUUUAAGAAUUCAUACGUAAUAAAGGUGAAGUACUUACAUCUAAUUUAUGUGACCACGUCCUUUAGCAAAAGGACGAAGAAUAAAAAUUAUAAUGGGAAAAAAGAAAAAAAAAUGGUAGUUCAUUUAUAGAUUUACUAUGUUUUAAAAAUAUGUAUAAGUAUUAAUUUGUUUUUGUUUGACUCACAAAGUUAUUUUGAACGGUGAGCUUUACACAUAGUAUCUUUUAGAUGUAUAUUUAAUUUGUUUUGUAUAUAUACCAAAAGCGCUUUACUGCAGCCGAAAAAGAUUAUUUGGAUUCCUCUUGUGCGUACCUUCUUUUGAUGCUGUUUUAAAAUUAUUUCGCCGAAUCUUCAGGUAACAGGAAAGAGUUUGUAAUAUAGUCUUAGAUGUUGCAAGUAA
This is a messenger RNA of Porites evermanni, 13273 nucleotides long. The record is from the annotation of a GenBank genome assembly. NCBI's taxonomy places the organism in Eukaryota, Metazoa, Cnidaria, Anthozoa, Scleractinia, Poritidae.